Micromonas pusilla CCMP1545 is the source of this 456-nucleotide messenger RNA. RefSeq lists its product as uncharacterized. The transcript has a single exon. The record is from RefSeq and is a predicted model, not a curated record. The coding region runs from base 1 to 456 and encodes 151 amino acids. NCBI's taxonomy places the organism in Eukaryota, Viridiplantae, Chlorophyta, Mamiellophyceae, Mamiellales, Mamiellaceae.
AUGAGCGACACCGCGAGCAUCCAGUUCAUGAUAACCAACGCGAUGAAGGCGACGCUCGUGGACGAGCUCGAGUUUCGGCCCGAGGAGGUCGAUGUCAUGCGCCCGGAGAUCGCGAAGGAGCUCAUCGAGAAGAAGAUGAAACGGCCGUUCGGUUCCAAGCCGAUGCCGGAGGCGUGGAAGCGGGACUACGACCCGAACAAAGGCGGCGGCGGCGGCGGCGGCGGCGGGCUGUUCGGGUUCUUGGGACCGGUCGGGGAUCUGCUGCGGUCGGUGGUGUACAUGUCGAUGACCGCGGGCGUCGCGCUCGGCGUCGCGUGCGCCGCGAACGGGACCGUCAGGAAGGGCGUGAAGGGCGUCGUGAAGGACAUCAAGCGGACGCUGAAGGGGAAGAAGCGGAAGAAGAAGAAGAAUCGGGUGCGAUCGAACCGCGGACGCGGGCCGAGCGAGGACGUCUGA